Messenger RNA from Drosophila arizonae, 605 nucleotides. RefSeq names its product bromodomain adjacent to zinc finger domain 2B toutatis (gene tou). The record is from RefSeq and is a predicted model, not a curated record. NCBI's taxonomy places the organism in Eukaryota, Metazoa, Arthropoda, Insecta, Diptera, Drosophilidae. Gene Ontology annotation, cellular component: chromatin. Gene Ontology annotation, molecular function: protein binding; DNA binding.
GCAGUUACAAGCACAACAAAAACAAAAAUAAUAAUAACAAAAAGGAAAACAAACAACAAAAACUUUGCACUUUAACAUGAACAAAAAUGCCGGCGAUGGCAGCGGCAACGAUGGCAAAAACUCAAAUAAUCACGGUGGAAAAGGGGGCUCCGGGGCGGGUGGCGGCGCAGGGGCUGGAAAUCCCCAUGAUCCCACCGGACUGUUAGAUGCGGCAUCGCUGUUCGCCUAUUGGGGCCGCGAUCCAACUGGCGCUGCAGCUGCGGCUGCCUCAAAUCCGCUCUUCAACUCGCAGUUUAAUGCAGCCGCUGCCGCCGGCUUGGGCCUGCUGCCAAAUGCUGCGGGCGCAGCAGCAGCUGCUGCCAACGACCGUUAUUCAUCGAUGGCCGCAGCAGCAGCGGCAGCUGCCGGCGCCCACCAUCAUCAGAACACAAUGGCCGUCGCGGCCUCGCAGGCAGCCAGCCUAGCGGGUCUGCACCCAGCAAGUGAGUAAAAUGUCGGCAUCGACACUCGUCMACAUUAAUUAGCAUACGAAAAGUGAGACAAAGCAAAGAAACCACAAGAAGAGUCAAAGCAGCCGCUUUGCUACGCGCAACGUAGCAGCUGUG